AUGGACUGGGAUUCAUUUGUGGAGAUGCAGAAAGCUUAUUACAUUGUCCUCUGUACCACGGGGAUACCAGCCAACCUCUUUGCUGCCUUCGUCAUCCUCACCCGCCCCUGCCACCUCUCCAAGACCACCACCAUCUACCUGGUAGCUCUGGCCUGUUCGGACACUCUGUCGCUGGUGUGGGCGGGGACUUUCAACCUCAGUCAGCUCUUCCUGGAUGCAGAUGACUUCUGGGGCUCAUCUUCGGGCUGCUGCUUGGCCAUCGUGCUGGAGUACGGCACAGUGUUGAGCUCCGUGUGGAUCAUUGUGGCGUUCACUGUGGAGCGAUACCUCGUGCUCUUCCAGGAGAGGGCCAGCCGGUGCUUUGCUCAGCCCAGAGUGGCCCGGGGAGCAGUGGCGGGGCUGAUCAGCCUCUCCUACCUGGCGUCCGUGAUGGCCUGCCUCCUGAGCGAGCACAGGCGCUCCUCAUUUCCCCCUGGGGAGGCCAACGUGACCGAGAGGCUAUGUUCCCUUUUCAGCAACACGAGCUUCGUCUCCCUGCUGUGGAUCCACACUUUCGUCUGCGGCCUGGUGCCCUACCUCCUCCUCAUUGCCUUCAACGCCCUCAUCGUGUACCAGCUCCACCUGCGCAGCCGCAUCCACCCGCCUCCAGGGGAGAGUGCAGCCGCUGCCCUGUGCCGCACCCAGCUGCGCCUGCAGAGAACCGCCCGCCUCUUGCUUACCAUCUCCCUGACGGCCGUGGCCCUGGGUCUUCCCCGUUUCCUGGUGUACUCAGCUGGCCUCGCUGGCCCGGGCACGGCGCCCCCUCUGGCCAUGCUGGCGGAGAUCUGCACCAUGCUGGAGGCACUGAACUCUGCCAUAAACUUCUGCCUCUUCUGUCUGGCCAGCACAGCCUUCCGGCAGGAAUGCACUGCGCUGGUGCGGGGCUGUGCUAUCCCCUCCAAACCUGCGCCCCAGCUGCAGGUGCCCUCUGACAUGGAGCUGCCAAAGAGCUGCAGCAGCUCCAAGGAGUGA
Messenger RNA from Lepisosteus oculatus (spotted gar), 1011 nucleotides. It is a transcript of the gene gpr210a, whose product is annotated as G protein-coupled receptor 210a. Gene Ontology annotation, biological process: phospholipase C-activating G protein-coupled receptor signaling pathway. Gene Ontology annotation, molecular function: G protein-coupled receptor activity. The record is from RefSeq and is a predicted model, not a curated record. Gene Ontology annotation, cellular component: plasma membrane. NCBI's taxonomy places the organism in Eukaryota, Metazoa, Chordata, Actinopteri, Semionotiformes, Lepisosteidae.